This is a messenger RNA of Teleopsis dalmanni, 2592 nucleotides long. RefSeq names its product protein peanut-like. Gene Ontology annotation, cellular component: cell division site; septin complex; microtubule cytoskeleton. The coding region runs from base 213 to 1757 and encodes 514 amino acids. The transcript has a single exon. Gene Ontology annotation, biological process: cytoskeleton-dependent cytokinesis; cilium assembly. Lineage: Eukaryota; Metazoa; Arthropoda; Insecta; Diptera; Diopsidae. The record is from RefSeq and is a predicted model, not a curated record. Gene Ontology annotation, molecular function: GTP binding; GTPase activity; molecular adaptor activity.
CGCUGGACUCAGUCGCGUGUGUCUCAUUCUUGCAAACUGUUGGUGAAUAGUAAUUGAUAAGUGCUUUGCUCAAUACAAUAUUUUGUUGAUACAAAUUGAAGUACAAAAAGUAAAACAGAAAGCGAAAAAUAGGUGUGAACUAUGUGCAACAUAAAUAUAAAUAUAAGGAAUAAUUAGCACUCAUUAAUAAAUCAGUAAAUCAAAAGAAUACAAUGCAGAGUCCUAGAACAAACGCAGUGAAUGGUGCAAUAUCAUCCUUGCCUAGUACACUGGCACAAUUAGCAUUAAGAGAUAAGCAGCAACCACCGUCACUGCCACAGCAGCCACCAAAUUUAAGCAAAAGUCAUAUCGAUGGAUCUUUAAAUUCGAUUGCCUCGAACGGCAGUGCCGGCGAUUCAAAUAAGUUAACAACCGAACUGCAGGAAAAAGAAAACCAAAAUCAACAACAGAAGCAAAAGCCACCUCUACCAGCACGUAACAAGCCAAUGGAGAUAGCUGGAUAUGUGGGGUUUGCCAAUUUGCCAAAUCAAGUGUAUCGCAAAGCUGUGAAGCGUGGUUUUGAAUUUUCAUUGAUGGUAGUAGGUGCCAGUGGUCUUGGUAAAUCAACAUUAAUAAAUUCAAUGUUUCUUUCGGACAUCUAUAAUAAUGAACAGUAUCCAGGACCUUCGCUACGCAAGAAGAAAACAGUGGCUGUAGAAGCAACAAAGGUGCUACUCAAAGAAAAUGGUGUGAAUCUAACUUUAACAGUAGUAGAUACCCCUGGUUUUGGAGAUGCAGUUGAUAACACUGAUUGUUGGGUACCAAUACUAGAGUAUGUAGACAACAAAUAUGAAGAGUACUUAACUGCAGAAUCGCGUGUGCAUCGAACGCAAAUUCCGGAUAAUCGUGUACACUGUUGUCUUUAUUUUAUAGCUCCUUCUGGCCACGGGUUAAGGCCAUUAGAUAUUGCUUGCAUGCAGAGUUUAUCAGAUAAAGUUAAUUUAGUACCAGUCAUUGGAAAGGCGGACACUCUCACACCCGAUGAGGUGCAUUUGUUUAAAAAACAAAUACUUAAUGAAAUCGCACAGCAUAAGAUAAAAAUUUAUGAUUUUCCAUCUACGAUUGAAGAUGCAGCAGAAGAAAUCAAAACAACACAAACAUUACGCAAUCGUGUACCAUUUGCAGUUGUAGGUGCAAAUACCAUUAUUGAAGUCGAUGGGAAAAAGGUAAGAGGCCGACGAUAUCCUUGGGGUUUAGUUGAAGUGGAAAAUUUGACACAUUGCGAUUUCAUUGCACUUAGAAACAUGGUCAUUCGCACACAUCUACAAGACCUCAAAGAUGUCACAAAUAACGUUCAUUAUGAAAACUAUCGCUGCCGUAAACUUUCAGAGUUGGGACUCGUUGAUGGUAAGGCACGUUUGUCCAACAAAAAUCCUUUGACUCAAAUGGAGGAAGAGAAGCGUGAACACGAACUUAAAAUGAAAAAAAUGGAAGCCGAAAUGGAACAAGUAUUUGAUAUGAAAGUUAAAGAAAAAAUGCAGAAAUUAAAGGAUUCCGAAUUGGAGCUAACACGACGCCAUGAAGAGCGCAAAAAAGCGCUGGAAUUACAGAUACGUGAGUUAGAUGAGAAGAGGCGUGAAUUUGAGCGAGAAAAGAAAGAAUGGGAAGAAGUUAAUCAUAUCACGCUAGAAGAACUAAAAAGACGUAGCUUGGGUGUGAAUAGCAGCAGCGAUAAUGUCGAUGGCAAAAAAGAGAAAAAGAAGAAAGGACUAUUUUAAUUUUAAUGGUAAAUCCUAAAGCAGUAUUUUACUAAGGAUAUUAACACUUGACGAAGUUUAAGAAAAAUUUAGAAUACCUAAAAUCGUAUUAAAAAUACUUAUAUUUAAAACUAUAUUCUGCAUUGAUAAAGUCUUCAUUAGUUAAACUAUAAGCGAGAAAUACCUAAGACAGUAGGAGAGCAGAAGCAGCAAGUGGGGUUUUCAACUGAUGAACUUUAUGUACUGUCGUAGCGCAGUUUUGCAACUAUUGAUACGCAUCGCAUUGGUGCUACUAAACUCUAUUAUGGACGAAGGUAUGUGUGUCUCUAUUUGAUUGCGUAGCUUAUAUAUAAACAGAUAUGCGUAAGGAGUCGUGCUUGAUUGAAAUUUUCCCAGGAUCUUGUAUGUUUUAAUUUCAUACCUCUCCCACUAACAAACAAACCAACGAACGUUCACUGCUAGUCGAGUCAUACUUAAUAAAUAAGCAACAUCUGACGCUGAUAUUAUAGCCCCUACAAUGUAUAUUUGGUAGCAGUUGUUUGCGUGUCAAUUCCAAAAAAAGAAUUACUAUUACGAUAAUUGGAAGUAACGCAUUUGUAACAGUUAAUACUUUCUCAUUACGGGAAAAUAUUUAUUUAUAACUUCCACAAAAGAUUAAAAGAAUGUGCUUUAUCCUACAAGUUUGCUUUUAUAUAUUUCCUAUGCCCAUUAUCCUAACUAUAAGUACAAUUAUUAUUAUUAAUAAUAAUUUUGAAUUUUAUUAUAAAAAUCCUUAUAUAUUAAUUGUAGAAGAAUUUAUGUUUUUGAAAUUUGUGUUUUACAUCUAAAUAUUUGUGUAUGUAUUUCUCAAACUGUA